UUUCAAAUUUAAACCCAUUUCCUUCAUAACUCAUACGUACCCCCCUCCCCUUUUCCUUUUCGUUUUUAGGGUUUUCACUAUCUUCCAUUCAUUCCCCUUAUUAUACAAUACUAAUCAAUUCUUCAACCAAUUUCCCAUUUCAUUCUCUGUUUCUUCCUCUCUUUAUAAUCUCCAUUUCUCUCCCCGCCGUCUCUCUCUCUCUCUCUCUCUCUCUCUCCAAAUGUCUUCUUAAACCCUAAUCACUCACUCUUCUCUUUUAAAAAAAAUGUGCUCAUUACCCAUCUGGCUUCAAGCGCUUCUCACCGAGAAAUUCUUCAAUGCCUGUGUUGUUCAUGAAGAUGCCAAAAAGAAUGAAAAAAACAUCUUCUGUUUUGACUGUUCCCUCGGUAUUUGCCCUCACUGCUUGUCCUCUCACUCCUCUCACAAACUCCUCCAGAUUAGGCGAUAUGUGUAUCAUGAUGUGAUUCGAUUGGACGAUGCUACUAAGUUAAUUGACUGUGCUUUUGUACAAUCGUACACUACGAAUAGUGCGAAAGUGGUGUUUCUUAAACAAAGACCUCAGACUAGAAAUUUCAGAGGCUCCUCCGGCAACCUCUGCAGCACCUGCGACAGAAGUCUUCAAGACCCUUAUCUGUUUUGCUCCGUUUCUUGCAAGAUUGAUUAUCUAGUGAAAACACAAGGUGGGAUUUCGAAGUAUCUUCUCGAAUGCAAUUUCUUGCCAUUACCCGAACCCGGUUGGGACGACGGACUUAUGAUGACACCGGACUCCGUCCUCGAACCGGUUGGUUCAACCCGUACUUCGUCCGGUUCAGACGGUGGUGGAACAGAAGGGAAGACUCUAGUAUCCACGGCAACGACGGAGUUUGUGAAAAAGAAGAGGAGUAGCUUGACGGCGGCGGCGUAUCGGGCAGCGUGCCGACCGGUUUGCUGGCCGGGGACGAUUUCCGAGACGUCUGGGAGUUUGAUGAGCCGGAGAAAAGGUACCCCACAGCGGGCCCCACUUUAUUGAAUAUUUUUUUUUUUCUCUUUAAGAAAAAAUUAUUUGUUAAGAAAACAGAAAAUGGUAGUCUUUGUGAAGAAGAAGAAGAAGAAGAAGAAGAAGUGGGCUGGGAGGUUUUUGGGGACAUGGAUGGCGUUUUGUGGUCUCUCAUGGUGGUUCUUUUUUUUUUUUUUUUGUAAAGGGAAGGUCCUUCUUGGCUUCUGAUUUUAAAUCUUACAAUUCUUCAGUUGCUUUAUUAUUAAUUAAUUAUGAUUAUAAUUAUAAUUA
Messenger RNA from Cucumis melo (muskmelon), 1267 nucleotides. Its product is annotated as protein RGF1 INDUCIBLE TRANSCRIPTION FACTOR 1. The coding region runs from base 266 to 1009 and encodes 247 amino acids. Gene Ontology annotation, molecular function: zinc ion binding. NCBI's taxonomy places the organism in Eukaryota, Viridiplantae, Streptophyta, Magnoliopsida, Cucurbitales, Cucurbitaceae. The record is from RefSeq and is a predicted model, not a curated record. The transcript is spliced from 5 exons.